CCCCUGCCCCAGGAGUCUUCUGUCCUUGCGCCCUAUUGGCCAUCCCUGAUCAGGUGGACAGAGGAUGCCUAAAAUCUUCUCUAAGACUUGAAAACACUCAAUCAUUUGCCUCUCCGGUGUUCGUUAAAAGCAGUUGACGUGGCAUCUGCGUAGUUUACGACACCAGUCGGCCCUCUAGGUGAUCAGCUAGGACGGUUUUCCCCUUUUCUUUGGUUUUGAGCUGAAUCCGGGGUGUGAGCAUGGGGGCCGGAGCGAGCGCAGAGGACAAGCACUCCAAAGAACUUGAGAAGAAACUCAAGGAGGACGCAGAGAAGGACGCCAGGACAGUCAAGCUGCUGCUUCUGGGUGCUGGAGAAUCAGGAAAGAGCACAAUCGUGAAACAGAUGAAAAUUAUCCAUCAAGAUGGUUACUCUCUUGAGGAGUCUAUGGAGUUUGUCACCAUCAUCUACAGCAAUACCCUUCAGUCCAUCAUGGCUAUUGUAAAGGGUAUGACUCAACUCAACAUUGGCUAUGGUGACACCGCUCAGCAGGACGACUCCAGGAAGCUCAUGCAUCUAGCAGACACCAUUGAGGAGGGCUCCAUGCCCAAGGAGCUGUCUGACAUUAUCAUCCGGCUGUGGAAGGACACUGGCAUCCAGGCAUGCUACGACAGGGCCUCUGAGUACCAGCUUAACGACUCUGCUGGAUACUAUCUGAAUGACUUGGAGAGGCUGGUCCAGCCUGGAUAUAUCCCCACUGAACAGGACAUGUUGCGAUCCAGGGUAAAGACCACUGGUAUCAUAGAGACCCAGUUCGGCUUAAAAGAUCUCAACUUCAGGAUGUUUGACGUGGGCGGCCAGCGCUCAGAGAGGAAGAAAUGGAUCCACUGUUUUGAGGGAGUGACCUGUAUUAUCUUCAUCGCUGCUCUGAGCGCCUACGACAUGGUGCUGGUGGAGGAUGACGAAGUGAACCGAAUGCACGAGAGUCUCCACCUGUUCAACAGUAUCUGCAACCACCGCUACUUUAUUGCCACCUCCAUCGUACUCUUCCUCAACAAGAAAGAUGUCUUCACCGAGAAGAUCAAGAAGGCUCACCUCAGCAUGUGCUUCCCCGACUACGACGGCCCCAACACCUAUGAGGAUGCUGGUAACUACAUCAAACUCCAGUUCCUGGACCUGAACUUGCGGCGAGACAUCAAGGAGGUCUACUCACACAUGACCUGUGCCACAGACACAGAGAACGUCAAGUUUGUGUUUGACGCCGUAACUGACAUCAUCAUCAAAGAAAACCUAAAAAGCUGUGGUCUCUUCUAAGAGCCACGCCGUAUAGUCAUAUAGGCCUAACUCCUAUCUCCUCCCCCUUUCAAACUGCGGGCAACAAUCUCCUCAAGACCGGACCAAGAUGAGAAACUGUCCCUACGAGCUGCCAUUCUCCGAUAGAUUACUACACACACAUACACAGACAUGAAUUCAUACA
Molecule: messenger RNA, 1455 nt
Organism: Oncorhynchus mykiss (rainbow trout)
Lineage: Eukaryota; Metazoa; Chordata; Actinopteri; Salmoniformes; Salmonidae
Source: RefSeq, a predicted model, not a curated record